AAGAGACACUAAACAUUCAUUGCUAUGAACCUUAAGACAGUAUGAACAUGCUGAAAAUGUUCGUGGGAUUUGUGUUCGUCGUAGGAGCAACUGUACUGGUUGAAGGCCAAUCGCGAAGAUGUUUUAUUGAUUUUGACUGUUCAGGAAAUGAGCGAUGCCAUCGUGGACUAUGUGUUCCCCGGGGAGGAAAUGCGUGCACGUACGAUGAAGAUUGUUCUAUCAAUGAAAGGUGUGAACUUAGAAGAUGUGUAAUGAGAAAUACAUCUCCAAUGUGUGAAACAAAUAACGAUUGUUCAAUCAACGAACAAUGUCGGUUUGGAAGAUGUGUUAUCGGUACUCAAGGUUGUCAAAACGAUUUUGAGUGUCCGAAUGGUUGGUGUAUCGGAGGAACUACUUGUGUAGGAGGAGAUACGUGUAGAACUAAUGACCAAUGUAGCUUUAUUGAAAGGUGUGAAUUUGGAAGAUGUGUAAUCGACGGUCAAAACUGUCGAAGUGUUUCUGACUGUCCCUUCAACAAUGCAUGUCGACGUGGAAAAUGUAUUGGAGACGUUGUUAUGAUUCCAGAGUGCCGCAGAGAUUAUGAGUGCCUUAGAGGCCGUUGUCAGCGAGGAAGAUGCACGGGGGGUGAAUGCACGUUUGAUUUACAGUGUUCACGCAACCAGCGUUGUCGACUCGGACAAUGUGUGCCAAAUGACAUUAACCCUCCAAGGUGUCGAAGCGACUUACAGUGUUCACGCAACCAGCGUUGUCGACUCGGACAAUGUGUGCCAAAUGAUAUUAACCCCCCAAGGUGUCGAAGAGACUAUGAGUGCCCUAAUGGCAGGUGCCUGCAGGGAACAUGUAUAGUCAAUCCCACACCAACCGCCUGUAACCAGUAUCUUGGGCUACAUUGCAACAGAGGAUAUAGAUGUGUGAAUAGGCAGUGCAUUCCAAAUGAUGAAUCUGAUUGCGGACCACAGAGAUCCUGUCAACUCGGCUACAACUGUCGUAUGGGACUGUGUGUGAGAGAUGUAACAUUACAACCACGAACCUGCCAAUAUAGCAGCCAGUGUCCUCUCUUACAGCGAUGUGUCAGUGGGCGCUGUGUACAAACAGCUGGCUAGAAAUAACGAGUCAACGGAACGGAAGACAAUUCAAAAAAGAAAGACAUCAACGUAUUCUUUACAACCGAUAGAAAAAAACGUGAAAUGGAAUUUAAAACGUAAUAAAUUUUGUUCAUACAUUA
Magallana angulata is the source of this 1225-nucleotide messenger RNA. RefSeq names its product tenascin-like. Bases 42 to 1103 code for a protein of 353 amino acids. NCBI's taxonomy places the organism in Eukaryota, Metazoa, Mollusca, Bivalvia, Ostreida, Ostreidae. The record is from RefSeq and is a predicted model, not a curated record. The transcript has 28 exons.